Corythoichthys intestinalis (scribbled pipefish) is the source of this 4512-nucleotide messenger RNA. Its product is annotated as ranBP-type and C3HC4-type zinc finger-containing protein 1-like. NCBI's taxonomy places the organism in Eukaryota, Metazoa, Chordata, Actinopteri, Syngnathiformes, Syngnathidae. The transcript is spliced from 7 exons. Bases 215 to 1204 code for a protein of 329 amino acids. The record is from RefSeq and is a predicted model, not a curated record.
CGUCCAAAAGUGAAACUAUUUUUCAUUUCAUUUAGUUCUUGGUUUGCCACUCGUUGAAGACAACCGAUUGGUUUAGUUCAUCAUUUUCUUGAUGAUUUUGAUUCGUUUUUUUCCCUUGGUUUUUUUUUCCAACUAUGCACUGAAUAGGGAUUUAUUCAACUUUUUACCUGGAAUUCUUUUUCCAUGUUUUGUGCUACCUAUUCUACGUUAAAACAUGUCUGACCUAAUGACAUUGAAUUCCACUUUAGAAGAAGCGGAGGAGCUGGCGAAACGAUUGAGUGAAGCGUUAAGUGUCGGAAAUGAAGAGGAAGCGUCCACAUUGAGUCGGAAGUUGUGCCGACUCUCUCUGCCGGUGUGCGUUAGCAUCGAAAGAAUGGGCUACACUCAGGACUCCAUUAAGCUGUCUGUAGGUGUGGAGUACGCACAAUCCGAAGACACAACACCAUUGACAGUUGUAGUUUCGUGUGGAAUGACAAUCUCUCAACUCAAAGAUGAGAUUCACAAGAACUAUGGCUUCUCUCAAGCAGUACAGCACUGGGUGAUCGGGAAGCGCCUGGCACGUGACGAUGAGACACUGUAUAGUCAUGGUAUUCGCCGCCACGGCGACCAGGCUUUCCUGUUUAUCCGGUUUCCUCAAGCUAUGCAUCCCAAGAGGCAGCAGCAGCACAACUUGCAGAAUCGCCUUGAGGGUCUCACAGAGUCAAGAGAGGUGAUUAAAGUAAAUCCUGAAGGGAAUGAUAGGAAGGAGUCCUCAUCAGAAGUAGUGCCGUCUGCUCCUCCUCCUCCUUCGCUUCUUCGUACUCCUUCUCUUCUUCGUCCUCCUCCUCCUCCUAAACCUCCCAAGCGUCAGACGGGCUGGGCGUGCCCAAGGUGUACAUUCAUCAACCAGCCAACUCGUCCUGGAUGUAGGCAGUGCAGCGAGGAGAGGCCGAGGGAUUACAGUGUCCCUGAAGCCCACAAGCCAGUCGGGGACGAGGCGGUUCGGAUUCAUCGGGAGGCGGCUGCUACGUUUCUUUUUAAGGAGUUUCAGGUAGCGGACCAACUGGAAGCCUUGCAAAUGCUGCAAACAGACAACCAACCAGAGACCAUCGAUCACAUUUACACCUCUCUUCAGGAUGAGCCCAAGGUUAAGCCCAGGGUUCCCCUACGCGGGAUAAAACCAGGAAAGAAAAAACUACGCAAACUAUUCCAUCAUCCAACGUGAUGUCCUGUUUUCCACCGUCAGCUGCUUUGAGGACACCUGUGAACUGUAAAUUCUUACGAAAACACUCAAAACUCCUCCUUUCAUGUUUAUUAGCAUUCUCUUGUACAGUACAAUUUUACAUUACUAGAAUAUAUUUAUUAAAACAAACAAAAAAGGCUGAAAAAUCUAGUGCAACAUGAAUAACGAUGGCAAACGCGUCAACUUUUUCCCCCAAAUUUUCAGUUAGCAGGCUGUCCAGUGUUUUGAAACAUUGACGGAAAAAAGAAAACGUUGUGUGGACGCGACCCCACAAGCUACAUCACGUAUGUCACUUGUAGGCUAAGCAGUGGUGACAAAAGUGCUAACAACUUAACAAUCAAAACAUGAACGUAUUUGACAGGCAGUGAUUCUCAAAGUGUGUGGGUGUGUCUGCCCCGUGUGGUAACGGGAAGUAAAACCAAAGCGCUGUUGUUUAAAUAUCAAGAACAAUAGUUUUCAACAGAUGAUGUUACUCGUAUAAUAUGUUGCACAUACUAUGAUUACCUUGUUGGGUGUUCCCAGCAGCUCCAAAACCUGUUCAGCUUCCCAGACACCAUCUCGGCUUAUGAAACGUAUAUGACCUCACCACCGAUAGCUGAAGGAAUGUCAACAUAGCAACUCUAAAAAACAGGCGGACGGUGACGCUUGGAGAUUUGGAGUGAAAUGAUAUUAUCAGUGUGCCAUUUCUUUACAGCUUAUUAUAAGAAACUGGUGAAAAGGAUCUUAAUAAUCCUUCAUUUGGUCUUUUUCCUGAUAUCAAAUACCUCAUCAAUGUAAAUAACACACAGUCAACAUGUGUCUAAGUGGCUGCUAAGGCCAUAAUCUUAGAUUUCUAUAAGAAUAACUCAGUCGUUACAAUAACAAGAAGACUAAGAAAUUGUCAGUUCUGAUGUACAGUAAUCCCAAAGAUGUUCACACUUCAGUUCCCUUUAUGGAACCUUUUAAAUCUAGCCAAUCCAUGUUGUGUGUGCUUUUUGUAAAACACCGUAAAUUGCCACAAGAUGGCGCAAAGCACUGCCAAAGGGUGGAAACAGAAAUUCCAGUGGUCAGUUUUAUAGGAUAUUUCGUCAUUGGCUGCCAUCGAUAGAUGUCCAAUCCUAUCCCUGCCAAUGACGGUGAAUGAGUCAAGAUUACACUGAUUUCAAGCUCAGUACCAGACUGAUUGAAACUCAUAAAUAAAGGUAUUACUAGAGUAAACCCAUAACUUUCUGUUUUUGUGUUCAGGUUAAGAAAAAAAUGUCUUUGCUGCCGAGAAAAUAAGUCAGUCGCUAAGUGAGUUGAGAAAUUUAAUUCAGAAGAAUAGUCGUGCUUUGCUACCAUCUUGUGGAAUUUAUAGGCAAUUACAAAGCUCUUAUGUGGCCUCUACAUGUCCCUGGCGGAGAUUACUGUAAUGAUCUUUAAGAUGUCCUUCAUUUAGUUAGGGUUGUAAAGAGGAAAAGUAACUGACUGGUGCUGGUGUGUCCCUAGUUCACGGAAAAAGGUCCAGCUUGGGGGCCCACUCAAGGGCGGUGUUGACCACAGCCAGCGCCGCCGCCCCCAAAGCCACAGUCAGGCCCAUUACCGCCAAGCGUACGAAGCGGCGCGUCACAGACGGUCGGGCCACUACCGAGCGCUCGGGCACCUCUUGCUGCUGCUUCCGCCGACGACGGAGCACCGAGUCGGGUCGCUGUUGCGUCGAAGCCAGGUCAAAGUCCUUAAAGGUGGUGGUCGCCAUGCUGGGGAGGUGGACGGGUAGAGGGGAAACGUUAGGCCUGCCACGUUAGUUUCAGGGUUUGUAAAGGUUUACGUUUAAUUUAAGACUUUUUAAGACCUAAUUAAGUCCAUUUUUAAAAAACGUAAUACUCAUUUCACAGCCGUAUCGACAAAGAAAAACAAAAUCCGUGAAGUUGUGUUUAUUCAUUUCUCGAAAGUGGAUCUUUAGAAUGUGUGCAGGAUGUAAGAAUGAAGCCAUAGACUUCAUAAUGAUACUGACGGGGGACAUUGCCCAGAUACUGCGCCACGCCUUCAAGUAAGGGGCCGUCCCACACUCCGCUUCAGUCGGUCGAAGUCGGUCGCUAUUAUUCUCAAACACAUUAAGCGAUCCAACACCGGAUUUAGGUUGAAAAAGUACGAAAGCUGUACCGCAUACAGAAGGACUGUCUCAAGAGUGAUUUGUUCAAGGAUUCAAGGUAAUUAUGUUUUUCGUACCAUGCAUGCAUUUUGAAACGUUGAAAAAUCAAAGGGAGAAAUUAACCGCUUCGGCAUUGGCGUCAGAAUUCGCAAUAUUUACGUAAAAUAAAUGCUAAAUGCCCAGAUUUUUUGUUUUAACCAAGAAUCCAGACUGUUUCCCGUUCAUAUCGAAUAGAGCUAAAUGCCCGGAUUUUUUGUUUUAACCAAGAAUCCAGACUGUUUUCCGUUCAUAUCUAAUAGAGAAUUCAGCGAUUUAAGCAUUCAUUCACAAGAAUUUUCAACGUAAAAAGCUCUUUAAGGUGAUAAGGCGGCGCCUUUGCUCUUUUAACCAAGAAUCAACAUUAUUUUACGUCCAUAUCUAUAAAGAAUCCAGGGAUUUAAUCAUUUAUUCACAAGAAUUUUCAACGUAAAAGCUCUUGCAUGUGUUCCCUCUCAGUCAGGUUUGACUAUUAAUUGGUCCCGCGCCCCAUCACUUUAUUAUCAAGUCUAUAAAGGAGUAUAUUGAAUAGGCUACUCACGCGACACCACCACAACGCAGACACAGACCAUGUAGAGCAGCGGUCUCAAACCGACUCCACAAAGGGCCGCAGUGGGUCCUGGUUUUUGUUCCAACAGAUCCAGCACAAACAGUUCAACCAAUGAGGUUUCUACUAACAUAAGCAGCACCUGAUUGCAAUCAACUGAUUACACUUGUAAGAAACCAGAUUGGUGAAAAGGUAUUUGUCUCGUUUGGUUGGAAUGAAAUCCAGUACCCCCUGCGGCCCUUUGAGGACCGGUUUGAGACCACUGAUGUAGAGGCAUUCUCAUUAGCAUUUAGCGUGGCGAGCAUCAUCUUAAACUCUCGGGCAACCACAACAUCUCUGCUUUUAUGGUUGCUGUGGACCCUAACGAUGUGCGUAGAGCUACUCUUGCUAAUCCACUAGCAAUUGUAGCUGGGCUGGGAUGAAGGGAGGCUGCACCACAAGCAGCUAGCUGGCUAGUUGUGAUGUUCACAAUGUAGUUAUUGCAUGUAUGUCAAUGUAGUUGAGUUCCUGUGCCUUUGGGGGGAGCCAUCAGAGGUGUCGUUGUUGUGUGGAAUGCGGAAGUGGGUUAGUCUAAGUAAAGUUCUUGUUUGAAGCAAA